Messenger RNA from Betta splendens (Siamese fighting fish), 1326 nucleotides. RefSeq names its product eukaryotic translation initiation factor 5A (gene eif5a). Gene Ontology annotation, biological process: positive regulation of translational elongation; positive regulation of translational termination. The coding region runs from base 166 to 636 and encodes 156 amino acids. The record is from RefSeq and is a predicted model, not a curated record. The transcript has 5 exons. Gene Ontology annotation, molecular function: ribosome binding; translation elongation factor activity; RNA binding. Lineage: Eukaryota; Metazoa; Chordata; Actinopteri; Anabantiformes; Osphronemidae.
CCAUGUUUGCCUCAGAUCUGGCAUCCCUUUCUGCUUGGCCUCCACCGGAACACAUAAGCGCCCCCUCCCUCUCUUCUUCCUCUACGGAUGCUGCAGUAAAGUUGGUCGCGCCUGCGCAGUUUCGGUCCUCUUUUUCUUGGAAGCGCGCCCCUGACCCAUCGUACCAUGGCAGAUCCCGAUCUUGACUUCCAGACUGGUGAGUCUGGCGCCUCCGCCACCUACCCCAUGCAGUGCUCUGCUCUGCGUAAGAACGGCUAUGUGGUACUCAAGGGACGUCCCUGCAAAAUUGUUGAGAUGUCCACCUCCAAGACUGGCAAGCACGGACAUGCUAAGGUUAACCUGGUUGGUAUUGACAUCUUCACUAACAAGAAGUAUGAAGAUAUGUGCCCCUCCACCCACAACAUGGAUGUUCCUUCCAUUAAGAGGAUAGAUUAUCAGUUGGUUAACAUCAAUGAAAACUACAUGUCCUUGAUGAGCGACAAUGGUGACAUCAGGGAGGACCUGCGUGUCCCCGAAAACGAAAUCGGAAGGGAAAUUGAGACGAAGUUUGAGGCGGGUGAAGAAUUCAUGGUCACCGUGAUUUCUGCCAUGGGGGAGGAAUGUGCUGUCGCUACCAAGGUCCUGGCCAGCAAAUAGGGAGAUGGACUUUGCUGCCCAGGCAACAAGCACCACCCACAACCAGUCUCCUGCAUUCUCAUUGGUUCUGUCACCAAAGCGUCGGCCUUCACAGACAACCUCAAUCAUUCUGUUGUGAUUUCUCAUCAUUGAUCUUUUAUUUCUCCCCUUGUUUCUGUUUUCCAUUGCUGUUUGGGAAUGUUCCACUGCAGCUCGCUGCGUGGUUCACUGCCUGAUCACUGAGGUUUUGUUUGGUAACAAUCUACUUUAUAUAAAACAACUUUAAAAAUAAUGAUCAGUUGCUCAUUCCUGCUUAUUUUUGCCUUCAAAGUGUUGGUUUUCGCCACUCACAUUCCUGAAUGUUUAAAUAACAACGGGAUUCAGCUUUUGUAUGAUUAUUUUUUUAUUCUGUAGGUGAAUACAGCAGGUUUAAAGCCUUUUAGCAGGGAGGAAGGGAGAGAUUUGUUUUAACAGUGGGAGGGAGGGUUGCCCUGUAGAUACUAAAUUCUGAUUUAGGUUGUCCCACCGCUUCCAGCAUGGCCUUUGCUCUGGUUCCUGUGGGGGAUUGGGCGCAGCAAGGUCCAUUUUUCUCUUUAGCGCUGGGUUUGGUGGUAGCACUUAAGAGCCCCAGCAUGUCAAAGCUCUAAAACCAACAAGUGUUUAGUUUUUCUUUUUGCUUUUUCCUCCCCACCAGGGAAAAAAAAAAACAAA